Penicillium brasilianum is the source of this 1022-nucleotide messenger RNA. The record is from the annotation of a GenBank genome assembly. NCBI's taxonomy places the organism in Eukaryota, Fungi, Ascomycota, Eurotiomycetes, Eurotiales, Aspergillaceae.
CCACCAUUGGCCCUAUUUCCAAUCCUCAAGUGAACACACCUCCCCCUACCCACCUUCUCACUUCUUACUACUGCACUACCUACUCCGUAGUCCUCCGUACAGCCUCCCCACGCCAGCCCCCAUUCCCCCCCCCAAAAUGCCCCUCAAACUCUCCCUCCGUCACCUCCCCGCUUCGUCCACCCCCCACACUCGGCAAUACUUCCUCCGCGCCCCGUCCAGAAUAAUUCCGUCUUAUCGUGCCUCCCACUCGGUACUUUCUUCUUCUCGCAUUACCUCCCCCAAGUCCAAUUUCAAUUCCACCUCCAGAUAUUAUACCACUUUGAACUCUUGCCCGCAGCUCCGCAAUUGCCACCACCAACCCCUCAACGUCCGCACCAUGUCGUCUAGCUCCGCCCCCGCGAAGAAGGAGUUCCUUUGCAUCUUGCCGGACUUCCCCGGUGCGCAGGCUAAGCGUCUCGAGGUUCGCCCCUCCCACCUUGAAGGUGUCAAGCCCCUCGUUGCGGCGGGCACCAUCGUUGCUGGUGGCGCAAUGCUCGAAUCUCACCCCGCCGAGGGCGAAACCCCCGCCUUCAAGGGAAGCAUGAUGCUCGCCAUCGCCGAGAACGAGGCCGAAGUGCGCGCCAUCCUGGAAAACGACAUCUACGCGCACUCCGGCGUGUGGGAUCUGGCCAAUGCCCAGAUCAUUCCGUUCAAGUCUGCUGUGCGCAAGGAGCUGUAACGUAUAGAAUAUGAAUUGGAGAUUUUGGUUGCAGUUCUCUUGCGUUGAUGCAUUUUUCACAUUUCAAGACUUUGAGGGCUGUAUGAGAUGAGGCAUCUGUGUGGGGAAGAGACGUGGGGUGCUUUGGUUAUCGGUUAGCGUCGGUAGAUCGAUGUAGAGUUAAGCACGAUAUGCAUGAUGUCCACUGAUAAAGAGGGGCUGAUGGUUUUGUAUUAGACUGUGAGCAGAUUGUAGGCGCUGAGCAUAUUCUUGGAGGUUGCAUAAGAUACUGCCGAGAUCAAUUGAACAUUUCAGUAACGAGAAG